This is a messenger RNA of Spirodela intermedia, 1074 nucleotides long. The record is from the annotation of a GenBank genome assembly. Lineage: Eukaryota; Viridiplantae; Streptophyta; Magnoliopsida; Alismatales; Araceae.
AUGAGACCCCCCACCCCUCCGACGAAGCCCACUGCCUCGCAGUCGCAGAACCGCCGUACGGCUCCCCCGCGGCGCCCGGAGCUGACCCUCUCUAUGCCCCCUCGCGACCCGGCGGCGAUCGCCGUCCCUCUUCCCCUUCCUCCUCCUCACGCCCCGCCGCCCUCCUCCUCCUCGUCAUCCUCCUCCGCCGCGCUGCCACCAUCCUCCUCCUCCCAGGUGGUGACGCCGCCGCUCUCCGACCUCGAGCGCGUCCGGCGACUCGGCAGCGGCAGCGGCGGCACCGUCUGGUUGGUCCGCCACCGCACGACGGGCUGCCACUUCGCCCUCAAGGUCAUCCAUGGCCUCCACGACGACCACCUCCGCCGCCACAUCUCUCGCGAGAUAGAGAUCCUCCGCGCAGCCGAUGACCCCUCCGUCGUGCGCUACCACCACAUGUACGUUGACCAGGCCGGGGAGAUCCAGCUCCUCCUCGAGUACAUGGACGGCGGCUCCCUCGGCGGCCGCCGCAUCUCCUCCGAGCCCUCCCUCGCCGACAUAUCCUGCCAGGUCCUCCAAGGUCUCCGCUACCUCCACCGCCGCCGGAUCGUCCACCGCGACAUCAAGCCGGCGAAUCUCCUGGUCAACUCCUCCCGCCAGGUCAAGAUCGCUGACUUCGGGGUCUCCCGCAUCCUCCCCAAGAGCUUGGACCCAUGCAAUUCUUCCGUCGGGACGAUCGCCUACAUGAGCCCCGAGAGGAUCAACACGGACCCCAAUCGCGGUGUCUACGACGGCUACGCCGCUGACAUUUGGAGUUUCGGGUUGACCGUCCUGGAGUUCUACCUAGGGAGGUACCCCUUCGGAGAGGAAGCCGGACGGCGGGGGGACUUGAUCACCUUGAUGUGCGCCAUCUGCUACUCCGACCCGCCGGCGGCGCCUCCGACGGCCUCGCCGGAGCUCAGAGGAUUCAUCUCCUGCUGCCUGCAGAAGGACCCGACCAGGCGGCUCACGGCGGAGCAGCUGCUCCGGCAUCCCUUCCUCACCAGAGCAAAAGCCGCCGCCGCUCCGCCGCAGCGGCCGCCUCCCCUCUUCUCCUAG